Coniophora puteana RWD-64-598 SS2 is the source of this 584-nucleotide messenger RNA. RefSeq names its product RBP11-like subunits of RNA polymerase. Lineage: Eukaryota; Fungi; Basidiomycota; Agaricomycetes; Boletales; Coniophoraceae. Gene Ontology annotation, biological process: DNA-templated transcription. The coding region runs from base 1 to 345 and encodes 114 amino acids. Gene Ontology annotation, cellular component: RNA polymerase I complex; RNA polymerase III complex. The transcript is spliced from 5 exons. Gene Ontology annotation, molecular function: DNA-directed RNA polymerase activity; DNA binding; protein dimerization activity. The record is from RefSeq and is a predicted model, not a curated record.
AUGGCGGACGCGACCAAGACGACUCCCAAGAUACAGAUCCUCAAAGGCGCCGCGGCAGACCUUUCUGCGGCGACAUAUCAGAUCUUCGAUGAGUCGCACACGAUGGGCAACGCACUCCGCUGGAUGCUCAUGAAGAAUCCGAAGGUCGAGUUCUGCGGUUACAGCGUCCCGCACCCCUCGGAGAAUCACAUCAACGUCCGGAUUCAGAUGUACGACGAACUUUCCUCGCUAGACGCCCUCCUCGAAGCACUCUCAAACCUCGAUGACCUGUGCGAGACCGUCGAGCAAAAGUACCAGGACAGCCUCGCGACGGACACCUACGAGCGGUGGGAGGAGCAGAGCUAAGUAGUGGCCGGUCAGUCAACAAGUACCAAGUACGUCUACGCCCGCACCGUGCACCCUCCGAAGCUUCCGCGCUCCAUGCUCCCCGCUCGUCACCCCCGAGCUGCCGGUUGCUCUGCCAUGGGCCUAACUUGGUUCCUCCACGGCGGGGUUGUAUAGACCUCACACGGGAAAAGUAUCGUACGCUCGGCUUGCUGGUUAAUUGAAUUUGAGAACCUCGUUCUGUUCAAACUCACACUCUC